AAAAUGCCAUGCUGGUAUUACGAAAAAGAGGAAGUAUUAAAAUCUCCCUCUUUUCAAGAUGGCGUCGAUUAUGAGACAGAACUGCUUUAUCGCAAGGAAGGUGCUCGAUUCAUUUUUGACCUCGGCAAUAAAUUACGACUUCGAUAUGAUACUUGCGCUACAGCGACAGUGUUUUUUCAUCGCUUUUAUAUGUUGCACUCUUUCAAACAAUUUCCACGAUUUGUGACAGCCUCUUGCUGCCUUAUGCUUGCUGGUAAAGUCGAAGAAACUCCAAAAAAAUGCAGGGACAUAGUCAAAGCUGCAAUUACUCUAUUGCCAGAAAAAGUCUUUGAACAAUUUGGAAAAGAUCCUCGAGAAGAAAUUAUGGCCUAUGAACGCGUAUUGCUUAAAACAAUAAAAUUCGAUUUUCAAGUGUCGCACCCCUACAAAUUUCUGCUUCAAUAUGUCAAAAGAAUUAAAAACAAUACUGAGCGCCACAAAGAGCUUGUACAAAUGGCGUGGUCUUUUAUUAAUGAUAGUUUGGCAACAACACUUUGCUUGCAGUGGGAACCCGAGAUAGUUGCUUGCGCAGUCUUAUAUCUUGUAACACGAAUGAAUAAAUUCACUAUAGAAGAUUGGGAUGGAAGGCGGCAAGGGGAAAGAUGGUGGGAAUGUUUCGUUGAAGGCAUGAGUAUAGACAUGACCUUGUAA
Messenger RNA from Protopolystoma xenopodis, 690 nucleotides. The record is from the annotation of a GenBank genome assembly. NCBI's taxonomy places the organism in Eukaryota, Metazoa, Platyhelminthes, Monogenea, Polystomatidea, Polystomatidae.